AUGGGAUCCUGGAGAAUUCAAACGGGCCAUCGCGGCCCUUCUCUUUUCUUCUUCUUGUCGUCGUUGGUCCGCCAGAUCGCCUUUCUUAUCUGGAAAACCAUGAUCGCCCAACAACCCAUCCCGGUCUACGAGAGUUUGAGUGAGGUCUUUGGCAGCCUUGAAGUGUCCUUACCGCAUGCGACAAGGUGGAACAAUCUGGCCGAGGAGUUUGAGAAGCGGUUCGGGAGGAAGCCUGCGUACAUUGCGAGAGCUCCAGGUCGUGUCAAUUUGAUUGGGGAACAUAUCGAUUAUGCGUUAUUUGGCGUCCUCCCAGCUGCGAUAGAGCGUGAUAUCUUGAUCGCCUGUGGACCUCGAUCUCUUCCUGAGACGGAUGCUCACAAGACCUCGACAGCAGGCAGUGUUGUCGCCGAAAAUCUGAACUCGAAGUACACUCGACAGGUUUUCGCUCCGGCCGCCAAAAAGCCCGAAGAAGUCAGUGAAGCGCAAGCUCAUGCAGAGGCAUGGCACCUUGACAUCAACACGAAGGAAUUGAGAUGGGAAAGCUACGUGAAGGCUGGAUAUUAUGGUGUUUUGAAUCACCAUUUCUCCGGAGGGUCAGAAUUACCGGUUCCUGUCGAUCUUUUGGUCACUGGGUCCGUUCCCGCUGGUUCAGGCUUGUCAUCGAGCGCUGCCAUGGUGGUCGCGAGUACGUUAUCAUUCCUUGCCGUUAACGGCAAACUGGGAUCUGGAAGCGAAGUCGAAGUCGGCCGACCAGCUAAUCUCAAUAAAGGAGGCUUGGUUCAGUUGGCUGUGUUGAACGAAAAGAGAGUCGGCGUAAACAGUGGAGGAAUGGAUCAAGCAGCAUCGGUUAUGUCAGACCCCUCGUCCGCGCUAUACAUAUCCUUCUACCCGACAUUGUCAGCUUCCGGGGUGCCACUGCCAACCCACGCCGUCUUCGUCUGCGCCAACUCACUCGUGGUCUCCGAUAAGGCCCUCAGCGCCAAACGCGGCUACAACCUCCGUGUGGUAGAAACUCUCGUUGCAGCUCGCAUCUUGGCCAAUUCGCUCGGUGUCAAGAUCGGAGAAACCGAUAGAGUGACGUUGAGAGAAGUCGCCAGCAAAUAUGCCCAAGAGAAAGACGGUGACGACAUGGGUCCUGAAGCCUUGGAGCAAACUCUAAAGAAGCUCGAAGAUAAGCUGGACGUAUUGAAGCCGAAAAUAUCAUCCGACAGCGGUCAACUAGGGGUGACAAUGGAUAAGAUGAUUGAGAUGAGCGGUCUGUCGAAGGAGGCCUUCUAUCAGGUCUACCUUUCGUGGGUUGACAUCGAGGCGACUAAUUUCCAACUCUACAAACGGGUGAAGCAUGUCUUCUCCGAGGCCCGUAGGGUUCUCCUGUUCAGACGGACCUGUCUCGAGGCUGCUGGAUCUUCUGAUUCGAACGACAGUGUCUAUCUUCAGAACUUGGGCAGCCUCAUGAACGAUUCACAAGACAGCUGCUCCAAUCUUUACGAGUGCUCCUGCCCCGAGUUGGACCAAUUGACACGCAUCGCCAGGGAUGCUGGAGCGCUAGGUAGCAGGCUCACAGGCGCAGGGUGGGGUGGCUGCACUGUCUCAUUGGUCCGGGAAGGCGAGGUCGAGAAAUUCAUCCAGAAGGUCAAAGAAGCAUACACACCUUACAAAGGCCUCGAGGGCGAUGCAUUGAAUGAAGUAAUCUUCGCCACGAAACCGAGCCGUGGAGCGUGUGUGCUCAAACUCUAG
This is a messenger RNA of Cyclocybe aegerita, 1737 nucleotides long. Lineage: Eukaryota; Fungi; Basidiomycota; Agaricomycetes; Agaricales; Hemipholiotaceae. The record is from the annotation of a GenBank genome assembly.